ACUCCUGAGGGGAAAACGGACUGAUUGGGAUGGGAAUUAGCAUCUCUCCCGCCGCGUUACGUAGGCAAGGCAAGACAGAAACUCGCCGGACGCGGAGCCAAAAAAGCGCCUCAGGAAGGCAGAAGCGAAGCGCCGCCGCUGUCCCAUCGCCGCCUGCUCGCCAACGCUGAGCCCGCUUCUUCGCCUGAUUCUGCCUCGCUCUGAGGCUCGAGCGAGCCUCCUUCACCUGCAGCUGGGGUCGGCUUCGCCCCCUGCCCAGCCGAUAGAGGGGCCGCUGCUUCUGCAACGGCAUGGCCAGAGAGAGACGAGAUAGCAAGGCGGCGGCGUUCUUCUGCCUGGCCUGGGCACUCUGCUUGGCUCUCCCGGGCUUCCCGCAGCAUGUAGGUGGCCGAGAAGACAGAGCGGACUGGACUCAGGAGAAGUAUUCCCAUCGCCCAACCAUUUUAAAUGCAACUAGCAUCCGACAGGUCACUUCACAGACAAAUGUUAAUCGCAUGUGGCAAAAUGACCUUCAUCCAAUCCUGAUUGAGAGAUAUCCAGGAUCACCUGGGAGUUAUGCUGUGCGACAGCAUAUCAAGCAUCGGUUACAAGGACUGCAGGCUGGCUGGCUUGUUGAAGAAGACACAUUUCAGAGUCAUACUCCUUAUGGAUACCGCACUUUUUCAAAUAUAAUCAGUACUCUCAAUCCCCUUGCCAAGCGUCAUUUGGUGGUUGCUUGCCAUUAUGACUCAAAAUAUUUUCCGCCACAACUGGAUGGUAAAGUGUUUGUUGGAGCCACCGACUCAGCUGUGCCUUGUGCAAUGAUGCUAGAAUUGGCAAGGUCCUUGGAUAAACAGCUUUCUUUUCUGAAGCAAAGCAGCUUGCCACCCAAGGCAGAUCUUUCUCUGAAGCUUAUUUUCUUUGACGGUGAAGAAGCUUUUGUGCGAUGGUCGCCUUCAGAUUCCCUGUAUGGCUCUAGAUCUUUGGCCCAGAAAAUGGCAUCUACUCCUCAUCCACCAGGUGUCAGGAACACAAAUCAAAUUCAAGGCAUUGAUCUUUUUGUGUUGAUGGAUUUACUUGGUGCACGAAACCCUGUUUUUCCUGUUUACUUUUUGAAUACAGCUCGAUGGUUUGGGAGACUUGAAUCCAUUGAACAAAACCUUCAUGAUUUGGGUUUGCUACAUAAUUAUUCUUCUGAGAGGCAGUACUUCCGAAGUAAUUUACGUCGACAUCCAGUUGAGGAUGACCAUAUUCCAUUUUUGAGAAGAGGUGUUCCAAUCCUACACUUGAUACCUUCACCUUUCCCUAGAGUAUGGCACACUAUGGAGGACAAUGAAGAGAAUCUUGACAAGCCAACUAUUGACAACCUCAGCAAAAUUCUGCAAAUUUUUGUGCUGGAAUAUCUCAACUUGGGAUAACUGUUACCCUUAAAUUAAUAUUUUGUUCUAAAUACUUAGCUCUGUUUAGAAUUCUUCCAAGAAUAGGCUUUUACUGUAGACAUAGCAAUCAGAUCUCUUACUUUAUGCCUUGUCUGUGACAAAAACUGAACGAUUAUCCAUCUAGAUUUUAUAAUGUUAGUGAAAUUUUAAAAUUUAUUCCUAAACAACAAAUACUUGGCAGUGUAAAAGUUAAUUAUGUUAUUAUGAGAAGCUGGAUGUAAAAAAAAGAUCAAAACACCAUUUUUAAUUUAAUUGACUUUUUAAUUUAAAAAUGAAUGGGAAGUGUUUAUAUAUCUUAGAUGUUAACUUCUUUCUAUUAAUCUUUAAUAUACAUGUUUCAUAACUUGACUAACGUAAUGUUAAAAAGAACAAUUAAGCAUCUCAGGGUGAGAAUCUGAACACCUUUGACCUGCCAACUCACACAUGUGCAGAAGACAAGAGCUGCAAAACAAACAACAAAAAAACUGUAUGUGGCUUGUUUAUUGCACUGCUGUUUGAAUGAUUCCCAAAUAUGAUUUAAGGUGCCAAUGUUGUAGUCUUCUAUAGCUGUGAGUGCCAAUAAAAAACAGGGAAUUAACUGCCUGGACUACAAUUCUGAACCAGGUAUGCAAAUCAUCAAUCUACAUCUCAUUAAAUCAUGAUGUAAAAUAUAUAUUGGCUGAUUAGUUUAUCUGAUGAUGAGUGAUCUUAGCAUACAAUUAGCCCUUAAUUGACAUUAAUGAUAUUCGAAUUUGCAAGUGAAUCAUAGAUGGGUUGUAAAAUCCACUGAUAUUAUCAACAUAUUUUCAGGCUACAUUUAAGAAUUCCUGUCACCUUCUUCCAGUGCAGACAUGAGUAAACAUUUAUUCCUCCAUUUAUUUCAUUCUCUGAAAACCCUCAGAAAACAAUGCCCAAAAUGGCAGCAUGAUUCAACAGUUAAUGAUAUUUUAAAUAUAUACUUCAUAUUAAUCUUGGCAACUACCUAGACAAGCCCUGUAUUUUUCUUGUUAAGGUUUUUCAGAAGUGGUUGCCAUUGCCUCCUUCCUAGGACUGAAAGUUACUGGCCCAAAGCCACACAACUUGCUUUGUGCCUAUGGUAGGACUAGAACUCAAUCCACAGGUUUCUAGCCUGUGCCUUAAUCACUACACCAAACUGGCUCUCCUAAUUAGUAUAUAAAAUGUGUGCAUUAAUCUUAAUACACUAAUCA
Molecule: messenger RNA, 2605 nt
Organism: Thamnophis sirtalis
Lineage: Eukaryota; Metazoa; Chordata; Lepidosauria; Squamata; Natricidae
Gene: QPCT
Product: glutaminyl-peptide cyclotransferase
Molecular function (GO): zinc ion binding; glutaminyl-peptide cyclotransferase activity
Source: RefSeq, a predicted model, not a curated record